GUCGUCGAGAGAGGGCAUCCGCAACGCGGUUGCUUUUGUCGGGGGUAUGGCAAAUGGUGAAUGUGAACUGGGCAAGGAAGUCUAGCCAGCGGGCUUGGCGUGGAGUGAAUAUCUUUCUUGGAGAGGAUGGAGGAGACAAUGGUGUUGUCAGUGCGGAUGGUGAAGUAUUGCCUGUCGAGGUACGGGCACCAGACUGUGAGGGCGUGAAUCACGAUGAGGAGUUCCUUCGCGUUGGAGGGGUAAUUCAUCUCCGCGGGAAGGAGCUUCUUGCUUGCAAAGGCGAUGGGGUAUUCGUCGGGUGGAGCCUCAGGGUGAGUGGGCGAGGGGGUCUCGGCGGUGUCGCGGGGGAAAUGUUGGAACAGUACGGCUCCAAUGGCGAAGUCGGAGGGGUCAGUGGUGACAUAGAAAUGGCGACUGGGGUCGGCGAUCUUGAGGAYAGGGGCCGUGGUGAUGGUUUGCUUGAGCAUUACGAGGAGUUCAUAGUGCCCAAACCGAGAGCGGAAUGCGGUCUUAUGGGUGUCCUCCUCGCGGAUACGGAUGUGGUGGAAGCCACUGCGAAGGUCAAUCUUGGUGAAAUAUUUGGCUCCACGAAGUCGAUCAAGAGCUCGGAGAUCCGAGAGAGUUUGUCGGGGGAGAGUGAUGUGGUGUCUAGUGGAUCGGAGAGGGUGUCAAGGUCGAGGGAGGUGAACUCGUCCGAGAAGGUGGUGGAGGUGGUGUCCUCGGAGGCGAUGUUGUGGAAGAAGCGAGGGCGGGGAGGGGCCGAUUUGGGGAUGAUUGAGGUAAUAGUGGAGGUGGAUAAGAGCGGUUUUGAUUGGGGGGGAACGGUUGAUGAGUGUGUGCCAGCAGGGGUUGUCGACUUGGGCGAGGUGGGAGAUGGAGCGACCAUGGUGGAAGUAGUGGUGGAUGAGGGUGGGGGUGUACAGGUGAACGGUGUUGGUGUGGAGGUUGAAGUCGUGGUGACGACCGUGAUAGCGGGGGAGUUUCCCUCGAGCGUGGUGACACGAUUGGAGAUGGCGGCCAUGGUGGUGUUGAUGAUGGCAAGGGAGGAUUUGAGGGUGGUCAACGUUUGGAGGAUAGUUACAAGUUCCCGGGAGGUGGUGGUCGAAGUUGGCUGAUCGCCUGCGAGUUCGCGGGCAAUGCUGUUGACGGAGUCGGAACGAAGAUCAGACAUGUUGACGGAAGAUUGGGCCAUGGUGGGGGAAGAGGGGGUGGAUGAUGUGGCCGGAGCGGAAAGGAAGCGGUAGCAGCGGAUGUGAUAGCGGCAGCGGUGGCGGUGGCAGCGGCAACGGUGGUGGUGGCAGCGGCAGCGGCGUCAGGGGGGCGCGUUGGGAGGUCUUGGUUUGGCGUGGUGUCAUGUGGAGUUGGGGGGGACAAUUCCUAUUUACAAGAAUAGAGCGUCAUCAAGUGAUUUAGCAAUGAAGGUAGCAGAGAAUCGCAGAGCAAGAAUUCAUUUUGAAUAAAUUUUACAAGAAUAG
This is a messenger RNA of Chara braunii, 1475 nucleotides long. The record is from the annotation of a GenBank genome assembly. NCBI's taxonomy places the organism in Eukaryota, Viridiplantae, Streptophyta, Charophyceae, Charales, Characeae.